AUGCUCCUGGACCCACUUCCAGCAGAACUUGUCCUUCACGUCCUCUCCUUUCUACCAUUAUCGAGUCUCGCCUCCAUUCGCGCAGCAUCAUGCGAAUGGCAAGAGUUUUUCGUUACCCAUGAGGCCGUCAUAUACAACCAAGCCGCGUUCUUUCAUGGAUUCACCGACCAACGAACACCCGUUCUCGACAUCGACGCCGUGAAAUGGGAUUACUCGUACAGAGUCGUACCGGAAGACGAACUUGACUGGGUGGAGCUCUGCAAGCGAAGGAUUCGCGUAGGGGAUGCUUGGAAGGGCCUCGCACCGUCGACGGUGAGCCAUAUCAAGAUGAAGCUCCCGAGAGGGCCAAGCAUCAUGACGCCGUAUCAUGUGGCAGUCGAUGAGGACAGGGGGUUCGCACUGGUCACUUGCCGGGAGCGAGGUCUCCAUCUCCUGGACAUUGAUACAGGUGAUAUUUUAUGGGGCUUACGUGGGUGGCAUGUUGCUGAAUGUGUCGGGUUUGAAUAUUCCGAUGGCUUCUUCGUCCUGGAACGUUCUGAAGAUACGUACGAAGUCUGGCGCCUUCAAGAGCUUGGCCCGCCUCCUCCAGAGAUCGAGCUCGAUCCAAAUUCAGCCCCAGACGAGCAACAGAUCCAGGAAUCGCGGUGGGGUGUGGCCGGGGCUGUAAAUACCCAGUACAAUUACCCUCGGUCAGUCGACCAGGACAUGGUCGACAACCUCCGCGUGGCAUUCGAGCCACAUGCCCUCUUGCACGUUCCAGAGCCCGUAAACGCGUUCAAAUUCGUCUACCCAACUCUUGUCACGUCAGCAAAGGAGCGCGCAUAUGUUUGGGACGUGUGCACAGGGCGUGUGGUCGAGGUCAUCGAGAACCUCCAGGAGAAGACGGACUUGGGCGAUGAGCACCCCGCACCAGUAGUUGAACCCAUGCCGCAGCUGGAAUUGGAAGACCCGGUGGCGAUUCAGCAGGGCAUCUUCAACGGUGUACCGGGGUUCCUUGUGAUAUUACAGCCUUUGCCUCAAGACGAGAACGAGUCGCCACCGCCGCCAUCUGCUGAGUUGUUUUUCGGUCCGGUGGAGGAGGUUGAGCACACCGACGAGCAUGUGUUCUUAAUGGGAAGGCAUCUUCUAAAGGUGUUUGCGCGAGCCGUGCCCGAGCUACGCGACCUUUCUGGAACGUCCUCUCCGAAUGCGGAUGACGAGACUGCCCACCCAGGAGAGCUGGUGCUCGAGAUUCCGUCUUUCAAAAUGCAUUUCGGGAGGUGGCGGUACGCGGUCAAGCCACGUAGUGGGCUAUGGGAGGAAGGUUCGGCGCUUGUCCAUUACGAUCUCGACACGGAGCAGAGGGAAUGUGAGCCACGGAAGCGGAAUGUAGAUGAAUCAUUUAUUGAAGUUCACUCGUCUCCUGGUGGAUCGCACUUCGCCGCUCUGCUGUCUGGCAGCCGUCUAAUCGUUGUGCCACAUUUUGAGAAGUUACUCCACGAAAACCAUGCAGCAAGUCCGCAUGAGAAAGAAGAAGCCCUGCAUAACGCGACUCUGGAAAUUCGUCUCGGCUCUCCACGGUUGGGAGAAAGCAUGACCAUGGCGUAUCUCUGGGGUGAUGGAGGCGAAGGGAGGAUUGCGGUUGUCACAACGAACGCCAUCUUCGUGAUUACUCUCCCUUGCUUCCCGCGAGCCCAGAAAUCGUUCGACACGCCUCCAGCGAUCCGCAUCGCCCGCGUGAAAGAUUUGAUGGACCCUGUCUGUUUGAGUAGCGUCUCGUACAUCACGCUCUCAGACACGGGGUUGUUCGUCAACUACGAACCAAGGACGGAUACUAACGACACUACCGCAAACGCUGAAACAGUCGAUGAGAACGUGGCAGCAAAUGGUGUGGCGAACAACAAUGCUGAGAAUAGCGAGGCCGGGGCCGAGGCUCUGAGGAAGUGGGAGGAGAAGUUCGAGGAAUCCUUGGAGGAUUUAGACAGGUUUUGGGAAGAGCAAGCUGCAGACCAAGAUUGCCAGGAUGUCUUUCUGAACCCUGAACGUCCUCCUUUCCGUCCGACAUUUUUGAGGAUGCACGCCAUCAACUUCUUGCCUUCGCUUCGUCCGGAUGAUUGA
Molecule: messenger RNA, 2097 nt
Organism: Cyclocybe aegerita
Lineage: Eukaryota; Fungi; Basidiomycota; Agaricomycetes; Agaricales; Hemipholiotaceae
Source: the annotation of a GenBank genome assembly